Messenger RNA from Cryptotermes secundus, 3335 nucleotides. RefSeq lists its product as uncharacterized. The transcript has 7 exons. The record is from RefSeq and is a predicted model, not a curated record. Lineage: Eukaryota; Metazoa; Arthropoda; Insecta; Blattodea; Kalotermitidae. The coding region runs from base 47 to 1186 and encodes 379 amino acids.
GACAGGAAUAAUUAUAAUUACCCAAUGCACCCAAUGAACAACCUCUAUGGCCGAACUUUAUCUGAAACCACUUCCGAUUCCGGUGGGUGUCGGCAUGGCGGCAGAAGUUGGAGAUAUGAUAAAGCCUAGAGUAGUAAUUUUAGGAGGUUGUGGUUUCAUUGGCAGAAACCUUGUACAGUACCUGAUUGAAAAUGACCUCGUAUCAACAGUGCGUGUGGUAGACAAAGUUCCACCACAAACUGCAUGGCUCAAUGAAAAACACCAACGUUUAUUCAACAUUCCGAAAGUCCAGUUUAAAAGUGCCAACCUGAUAAGUCCUGCAUCCUGCCAGUCUGCGUUGUCAGUGGAGGAAGGUGGUGGUUUUGAUUAUGUGAUCAAUUGUGCAUGUGAAACAAAACCUGGACAAACUGACCCUGUCUACAGAGAAGGAAUUUUGAAACUCAGUCUGAACUGUGCUGUAGAGGCAGCCAAACUGAAUGUCAAGAGGUUUGUCGAGGUUUCCUCAGGGCACAUGUGUUCCUCUAAUAAGGUUCCCCACAAAGAAGAUGGGAAGAUAGAACCAUGGACGUAUCUUGCUAAGUUUAAGAGGCAGGUAGAAGAAGAGCUUCAUAAUAUUGCUGGCCUUAAUUUCACAAUUGUAAGGCCUGCUAUUGUGUAUGGAAUAGGUGAUCGACAUGGUCUGGUGCCGCGUCUUGUGAUUGGGGCAGUGUACAAGCAUCUAGGUGAGAUGAUGAAGCUUCUCUGGGGCAAAGACCUGAAGAUGAACACAAUACAUGUGACAGAUCUAUGUCGUGCUAUCUGGCACUUGGCAUUACGAGAUGAUACAUUGUCUCAAAUUUAUAAUGUGGUGGACAAAGGUGACACUACUCAAGGAAUGAUUAGCAACCUGGUAUCUGAAAUAUUCAACAUUAACCAUGACUAUUGGUCCUCUAUAAACUUAUCAUUAUGUAAGCUCGACAUGGCUAGUUUAGUAGAUGAAGUAAAUGACAAACACCUUGGGCCAUGGGCAGAGGCAUGCACUCAAAGUGGAGUGGAGAAUACACCAUUAACUCCAUACAUUGACCAAGAGCUACUGUAUAAUAAACAUCUGUACAUGGAUCCUAGUAAACUUGAGAGCACAGGGUUUUCAUGGCUGGUGCUGCAAAUCAGCCGAGAUAAACUGCAGGAGCCAUGGGCAUCAGUAUGAUUGGUGCCUAGUUUUUGUGAAGCCAGAUAUGAAUGUUGUGCCAGUGAUGAUCAGCCUACUGGUAUCCUCACAUUUGUUAACUUCAUCAGCAAUCCAAAAUGACAAAUAUAUGAGGUGUGAACAGUAGUAAUGCUGUUCAGUGUUGCACAGUGAAGUUUUGUGGUGAUAGAUUUUUUUUUUAAAACAUGGAACAUUUAUUAGGGUAAUUCCUUUGAGACAUGGUCAUGGUCAUUAGCAAGAAGCAAAUAUUUUUCCAUUAUACUUCAAUUCUUUAUCUAGAAGAGCAUUUGUGCUUGUUCGUUGAACAUCGUGGUUCGGCUUAUUUAGUGUAUGUGCAAUAAUUCCCUGCCAGCAGUAUUACAUCACAGAUUAUGAACAUUCUCCAUAUCACCAUCACCUUCAUUUCCACGUAACUAUAAAUGGACUACACUGUAUAACUGUAUUACUUUUGUAUUGUUGAAUCUACAGGUGACAAUAUUCCUAGUAUAAGAGAAGUGCUUGAUGAACCAAAUAUAAAGUAAAGAAUAUGAGAAGAGAAAAACCAGUUCAAUAAUUGCAUUCCAUUAAGCUAAAAAUGGGAUCUUUUUUUGCAAGUCAGUCGAAAUAUAAUCUUAUUUAGUGUCCAUUGUUUAUAUUCUAUCAAAAUUGUAAAAGUGUUGCAAUUCUGAUGGAAUAUAAACAAUGGACUCUACUAUGAACAAUUGCAAUGGGAUGCUGAAAUACAGAAUCAUAAUCUGUAAUAUUCUAUUAUUGACUUUUAUACACAUAUUGAUUAUUUUAAUUAUUAUUAAUGCUAAGAUAUAAUUAAGAAUUGUUGAUAUAUGCUAAAGUAAUCAUCCUAGUGCAUACUGCUACUGUCAUGAAUAAUUAAGUAAGACAGGAGUUAUGAAUUGUACAAGCUGGGAGUCUGCGUGACCAAUCAAAACCAGUUAUGUGUUCCUCACUGAUUACAGGGGUUGACCAGGAAGAACUUAUGGCCUCUUAAAGAGUACUAUCUUAUGAGUUGUUGUGCCAUGUAGUCUGAUGGAAGUUCAUGAACAUUUUGGAAGACCAUUGUGAACUUCUACUGGACUAUGCAGUGUCACUCCCAGAAGAUAAUGUUCUUCAGUCACAAUUAUCAGAACUGAAAAUCCAAUCAUGGAGUGGUACUUGUGAAUCACAGGCUAGGUACUUCUGAUAUUGCUGAUUUCUUUAAUUUAUUUGUUAGUAUCUAUCCAUAUUGAACUAUGUAGCAAAUUCAUUUCCUUGUCUGAGGACUACUAUUUUGUCAGUCACCCUGUGUGCUCAUUCAGCCUGUUUUAUAAUUGUAACAUUUGUGGGAAUAUUAUAUACUUUUGAUUUUGUGAAUGCUAGGAGCAUCAGAAUAAAAAUACCUAGGCUUCACCAUCUAGUGGCCUCUGUCUGCUAGCUCUGAGGAGGAAUACUGAAGUGCCCAAGAGACUAUUUUGCUUUUUUUUUUCUUAAGUUAUUAGUGGCUGAAUAGCAUAAAAAAUAUGGAAUUGUAAGCAGUUCUGAUGGAGUUAGUCUCUUAAUAGAAGAAAUUUUCAAAUUGUUAAUUGUUACACUGGUUUAUAUAUGUAUAUUUGAAAAUUUGUAUAGAAGUGACUAACCUUGGAAAACACUGAUGCUUUCAGAUCAUCUCUUGUGCAAGCUGUGGUUAUUCACUGUGGUUAUCUCACUUCUGUUAAUUUGCAUAAUUAUGAAUUUACUGGUAGAUUGUUACAUAUAAUUUAAGAUGACAUUUAUGUGGGUUUCCAGAAGACCUUUUUAAAGUAACAAACAUGUUAACAAUGUAUUGUUUUUUUAACACAUUUGGUCAUGUAAAAAGCAAGUUAAUUAUUCUUGUGAAAAUGAUAACUAUUUCAUAUUGAGGUAACAUAUUUCACUGUUCUGUAACUUCAUGAAACUUUUAUUGAACAUAUAGUUAGUUACAAUAUCGUAAGAUAUGUUGUUUGAAUAUGAAAUGGUUUUCAGUAAUGAUCAACUGCAGCAUGGCUACCUUUCAGGCUGGCAUGGGGAAAAUGUGCUUUCUGUAACUGCAGAGUAAUGAAUAGAAAUGUGAGAGAUGCAAUGAAAUGUUUACAAUAUUAUAUUUAAGCAUCCUGUUGCACUCUAAACGAUAAAUGAUAUAAACUCCGUCCCAAGUGCA